AGCGCCCCUAGCGUCCAUAUUCUGAAGUAAGGGUUCUCCUAAACCUUUGCUCACUGUUAUCCUACUGCAGACUGCCGGGGCUAGGAACAAAGUUCCCCGGCUCUUUCUCUCUCCAACUUUCUUCCAUAUUUGUCUUACGCAUUUGCGGCCGAAUUUUACUGAUAUGGCCGGCGUAUUACGUGUUUCCCUGACCAUCCAAGGGCCGGUUCAAUCGCCCUUGUUCUGUUCGGUUCGUGGGCUCCGUACUUAUGCCAGACCACUGCGUAAGGAUGCCAAGCCUGCUGAGCCCAUCAAAGGCAUUCCUUACAAAAAUCUAACUAUUGGUGUUCCUAAAGAAAUCUGGACCAAUGAGCGAAGAGUUGCCAUUACUCCAGCUGUGACUGCAACUCUAGUCAAGAAAGGUUUUACUGUGAACAUUGAAUCAGGUGCAGGAAUUGAAGCCCGUUUUCGCAAUGAUGACUAUGCAGCUGCAGGAGGAAAACUCACUGACAAGAACACUGCCUUUCAAUCUGACAUUGUUUUGAAAGUGAGACAACCUUUAGAAACAGAAAUUGGUUUACUAAAAGAACAUGGCAACAUUAUAUCAUUCCUCUAUCCCGCCCUCAAUAAACCUUUGGUUGGUAAAAUGGGUGAAAGAAAACUGACAGCUUUCGCUAUGGAUGCCAUUCCCCGCAUUUCCAGAGCGCAGGUGUUCGAUGCUCUCAGUUCCAUGGCAAAUAUUGCUGGUUACAGGGCGGUAGUCGAAGCCGCGAACCAUUUCGGUCGUUUUUUUACCGGCCAAAUCACGGCUGCAGGCAAAGUGCCACCCGCUAAAAUUCUAGUCAUCGGCGGUGGAGUUGCUGGUCUAGCUGCCAUUGGUCAAGCUAAAAAUAUGGGAGCCAUUGUUCGUGCAUUCGAUACUCGAGCGGCUGUGAAAGAGCAAGUCGAGUCGAUGGGUGCCGAAUUUCUUGAAGUUAACAUGAAGGAAUCUGGAGAUGGAGCUGGUGGUUAUGCCAAAGUGAUGUCUAAGGAAUUCAUCGAAGCUGAAAUGGCACUGUUUGCUAAACAGGCAAAGGAAGUCGAUGUUAUCAUCACGACCGCGCUGAUCCCGGGCCAGAAAGCCCCGACGCUGAUCACCAAGGCCAUGGUCGAAUCAAUGAAACCAGGUUCGGUUGUUGUUGAUUUGGCAGCUGAAGCUGGUGGCAACAUUGAGACUAUUAAGCCGGGAGAGAUCUACACUUACAAAGAUGUGGUCCACAUUGGUCUUACUGAUUUCCCUAGCCGUCUGCCAACUCAGGCCUCUACUUUGUACGCCAACAACAUUUCCAAAUUUUUCCUGUCUAUGGGAGAGAAAGAUCAUUUCAAUAUCAACUUGGAGGACGAAGUUGUUCGUGGAGCCAUCGUCUUGAAGGACGGUCAGCUGUUGUGGCCUGCCCCACCUGUGGCAGUUUCCGCACAACCUCAAGCCCAAGCGGCUAAACCGGCAGAGAAAGUUGCACCACCACCGCCAGACUAUUUCAACAUGACUCUGAAGGAUUCUUUGAUGUACACCGGAGGACUUGGAUCGUUAAUGGCACUCGGCAUGAAUGCUCCCAAUCCGGCUUUUACCACCAUGACUACGACGUUGGGCUUGGGUUGCAUUGUCGGUUAUCAUACGGUAUGGGGAGUUACCCCAGCCCUGCAUUCGCCUCUCAUGUCCGUCACCAAUGCCAUUUCCGGUAUUACGGCUGUCGGCGGUCUUCUCCAAAUGGGUGGCGGCUAUUUCCCCUCCAACACUGCCCAGUCUUUGGCUGCUAGCGCUGCAUUCAUCUCGUCAAUCAACAUUUUCGGUGGCUUCCUGGUCACCAAAAGGAUGCUUGACAUGUUCAGGAGACCGACUGACCCUCCCGAGUUUUACUACUUGUACGGAAUCCCAGCUUCGGUCUUCCUCGGCAGCUACGGCUGGGGAGUUCAUAUGGGCUACCCCGAAGUCCAUCAAAUGGCCUACUUGGCAUCAUCUCUUUGCUGCGUUGGUGCAUUGGCCGGGCUCAGCUCACAGAAGACGUCGCGUAUAGGCAACGUCCUUGGUCAAAUUGGUGUUUCGGGUGGUAUUGCCGCCACAUUGGGUUUGAUGAUGCCCAACAUGGACACGCUUACCCAGAUGGCCGCUUGUAUGGGUGUUGGUGGAGCUCUUGGCACCGUCAUCGCCAAGAAGAUUGAAAUCACCGAUUUGCCCCAAUUGGUUGCCGCUUUCCACUCUUUGGUCGGGGCCGCCGCCGUGCUGACUUGCUUGAGCACAUACAUUGUUGACUUCCCCCACUUCGCCACAGACCCAGCUGCCAAUGUUAUCAAGACAGCUCUUUUCUUGGGUACCUUUAUUGGUGGAGUCACAUUCAGCGGUUCUCUCAUCGCCUACGGAAAACUACAGGGUGUCUUGAAUUCAUCUCCUCUUCUGCUUCCUGGUCGUCACGCCAUGAAUAGUGCGCUAAUGCUGGGCAAUGUUGGAGCUAUGGCUUAUUAUUUCUAUGACCCAUCGUUUGUUGCCGGUAUGGGAAUGUUGGGAACCACCACUGCUCUGUCUACCAUCAUGGGUGUUACCUUGACCGCCGCUAUUGGAGGUGCUGACAUGCCCGUUGUCAUCACCGUCCUCAACAGCUACUCUGGUUGGGCCUUGUGUGCCGAAGGCUUCAUGUUGAACAACAACUUGAUGACAAUCGUCGGUGCCCUCAUCGGCUCUUCCGGAGCUAUUCUGUCGUACAUCAUGUGCAAGGCCAUGAACCGAUCCUUGCCCAACGUUAUCCUCGGUGGUUAUGGUACGUCUUCGACGGCCGGAGGUAAGCCGAUGGAAAUCACCGGCACCCACACUGAAGUCAACGUUGACGGCACUGUUGAAAUGAUCACCAACGCCAAGAACAUCAUCAUCACUCCUGGUUACGGUCUGUGCGUUGCCAAGGCUCAAUACCCCAUUGCCGAAAUGAUUAGCCUUUUGAAGAACAAAGGAAAGAACGUCCGCUUCGGAAUUCACCCAGUUGCUGGUCGUAUGCCAGGCCAGUUGAAUGUCCUCCUAGCUGAAGCCGGAGUUCCUUACGAUGUUGUUUUGGAGAUGGAUGAAAUCAACGAUGACUUCAAGGAAACCGACUUGGUACUUGUUAUCGGUGCCAACGACACCGUCAACAGCGCCGCCGAAGAAGAUCCCAAUUCCAUCAUCGCAGGCAUGCCCGUUUUGAAAGUCUGGCUGUCCCAACAGGUCGUCGUCAUGAAGCGUUCUUUGGGCGUCGGUUACGCCGCCGUCGACAACCCCAUUUUUUACAAACCCAAUACUUCCAUGUUGUUGGGUGACGCCAAGAAGACUUGCGAUUCGUUGCUUAGCAAAAUCAAGGAACAUUACGAAUCGCAAUAGAUCCCAACGUACUUCGUCUACCACAUUCGUUGUAUCUGUCGUGUAGUUGAUCAACUUCUUUGGUGCAGAUAUGAGCGGUUAUGUUUCUCACGUUAGAAAACAAAUCAAGUGCAAAAACAAAAUACUGUAAUGGUGGUGUCUUUUCCUAAAAAGAGACGCUAAGAACAGAAAAUAAAAAUAAAAACACGCUGACCGACAUGUCUGUCACUCGCUAACGAUGGCUGGCGGGAUAACGCAACAA
Molecule: messenger RNA, 3599 nt
Organism: Daphnia carinata
Lineage: Eukaryota; Metazoa; Arthropoda; Branchiopoda; Diplostraca; Daphniidae
Product: NAD(P) transhydrogenase, mitochondrial-like
Biological process (GO): proton transmembrane transport; NADPH regeneration
Cellular component (GO): mitochondrial inner membrane
Molecular function (GO): NADP binding; NAD binding
Source: RefSeq, a predicted model, not a curated record